CAUGAACGUACAGCAUGCGUUUGUAAAGUAUGUCCUAUUUGUGUUAAGUAAAGUUUUCAAAAUAUAAUAUAUAUUUUUUUAAACACUGCUCACAUGUACAACUUUGCAAUAUGGCGAUAGAAGAUUUUUCUGUUCAUUUACUUUUUAACACAGCUUCACAAAAUAUUAAAUGGCAGAAAAGAUUUUCGUUAACAACCCUAAUAUUUCAAAUACCAACUCGUUGAAUCAAAGCAGUCGUUCAAACAAGACCUUUAAUCUUGAGCAAUCGAGUAAACUUAUAAAUAUCGAUGCUACUAGCUUAAAUGACCUUUUUAAACGCGCACAUUCGGAAAAUCAGCGCGAUGUUUUAGAGCCAGUUGUUUUUGAAAAUAAUCAUAAUAAGCCUCCAAUUAUUCCCAACGGAUUAGAUCAGGAAAGAAAAGAGGAUAGCCGUUUAAAUUCACUUGAAGUAAAAAAAGGUCCUUCAAUAAGUGAUUUUAAAAAUUUUAAUAAAGUCAACGACCAUGUGAUAGGCAUUAAAACGCGUAGCAAGUUUUUGAAUUACAAAAUAAGUGACAUCGAUUUACGCUCGUCAAGCCAUUUAAACUUUGGUGAUAAACUUGAACAAAAAAGAAUAUUUCGGAAAAAAAAUCAUAACAUAGAAGAAAUUGGAGUUCAGUUACCAACUAGUUAUAGUAGUCUUGACAACGCAUAUUCUAAAAAUAAUCAAUUUGAAAUAACAACUACUGAUUCCCCUCUGUCCUCAAAAAUAAACAUAAAGAACAUUCAAAAAUAUUCAAUAAGAAAUUUUUUAAAAUCUCCACAGUCCCCAGUUGCUCAAGAAUAUAAACAAUUUGCUGACGAAAAAAACACAAGUAGUCAAAUUGAAUACAAUGCUUUUGAUGAAACAAAAACAUCCCUUAACAACUUUAGUCUAGAUGAAUAUAUAAAUAACACUGGUUUAAAAAAUACAUUACCUAUAAAAAAUUCGCAAGACGACGAAAAAAACAGUGAACUAUUGAAAUUGAAUCGUUUAAAGAAACGUUUUAAUAGUAUUAAACAACGAAAAGAUAAAUUAUAUUCGGUAAAAUCGCCUCAAUCAAAUCAAAGUGAAGCAAUGAAUAGUGCGUUUGAAACGCAAAAGAAACUAAUUCACAAUAACAUGAAUAAUUUAUAUUUCGAAAAGAGGUUUUCUAUUUAUAAAAUAAAAAGCGAUGCCAUAAAGAAAAACAAAGAUGUAGAGAAUAAUGUUACUAACCUUGAAGGGCAAACAAAGUAUGCGCAAGAUUCAAUAGAAUACCAUUCACCGAAAGAAACACUUGAGGAGUCAAACUUAGUAGAUAGUAGAGGUUUGAUUAUGAAAGUAACAUCGACGCCAAGGGAAACUCCUCGCUAUUCCUCAAAAGGAGAAUCAAAUGGUUAUCAUCAAUUAGUUAUACCGACUUCCAUUGGUAAUGUUAACUUGCGAAGCAAUGAUAACGAGGCCAAUUUCAUCAUUGAAUCUAAAAUAAAUAAUGACUUUUUCUUCCAAGAAUUAAACGAAGAUGAAGACGGUAAAAAAAGCAUUCAUUUUAAACUUGAAAAUAUACUUAAAGAAAGAAUGAGCUCAAUUAAUGGUAAAGUACACGAGAAAAAACCAGUAGUAAACCAGCAACUGUUCUUAAACAAACAUGAAACCUCAAAUGAGGUUGUUAACGAUAGAAUACACACUUACUUAAAUAGUAAAAUGACCGAAAAUUUAGAACAUUUAAAACAAAGUUCAAUCCAUUCUUCAAAUUCGCCCAAUUUUAUUAACUCUGCAGUGGAACAGAAUUUGAAUGAAAAGAAAAAAAUGCCAACUCCUUACCAGACUCUUCGAUUUAGCACAGAGGAUAAAGAAGAACUAAAAAAGCGCGAAACACUAAUAAACGAAAUAAAAGCAGCGGUUUUGUUAAGAACUAUUGAAGCCACGUCUAAAAAACCGCAAGAAGUUUACACUCCUCAUAAAUUAUUGGCCAAUGUCGAUUUUAUUGACCAUACACACAAUGGAAUAGAAGCUCGGAAUAUAGUUUCCGUUAACUCUGAGUUUUCUGGUUAUUCCGAACUUUCUGAAAAUUUAAAAAGUAAACCUGACGAUCAGCUCAUAAAAACCAAAAAUGCAAAUAACUCUUUUGAAAGUUUUGUUAUGACCCAUGGUAAAAAGUCUUCAACAAGUAGAGUUCAAUCUCCUACUUUGGUUUUAAAAAUGAAUAACUUUUCUCCCUCAAACAAAUCAACAAGUCCAAUCCACAGCGUCAUAACCUCUCCUAAACAAGAACAUCUUUCAAACCAUGUAUAUUCUUUAAAUGAAUCGCAACCUGACAAGUCAGUAAAAAAAGUUGACUUGCGGCCAAUUAACAAAGGCGCCGUAGUUGAAAUGUUAAACUUUCAUUUAUUAGAUAAAAAUGGUUGGGAUCGGCUUGAUGAGACAAGACGUUUUCUAUCGGAAAAUCAAUUUACUCCCCAACACUCAAAUUUAUUAGAUGAUGAAAAUAAUUUUAUAAAAUUGGGUACAAUGAAUGACGAACUCGGACAUUCUAGACAUUAUCAAUCUAAUAGUCCGCGGACGUUUAGUUUGACAGAUUCUGAAUUGCUCGUUGGACUUCAGAUUAGUUCAGGAGAAACUAAUCGUUCGGAAAAAAACACAAAAAGCAGCGAGGUUAACGGAGGUAAUACGGAAAGCUACAUUUCUAAAACUGUUACAGAUUCAAGGCAAUUAUUGUUAUUGGAAAAUUACGAGAUUAACAAAUUAGAUGCCAAAAAUGAUACCUCUAAAAUGGUUAUGGAAACGAAGCAAUUAUUGUUGCGGGAAAACGAUUGGUCAAAUAACAACUAUCAAAAAUAUCAGUUUAAAAAUACAAAAAUGGUAGGUUCUCAAUUUAACUCACUCGAUACAAAAAAUGUCAAAAACACUAAGUCAAGAGUAGUAAAUGAAAAUACAUAUUUAACAAAAGACGAAUCUAAAUUUGUACAACCAUUUUCUAAUGGCUUUGUAAAAAGUUUAAGUUCAAGUGAUUUAGAACAAAAAAACAAUCCAUUUGAAAUUGAUUCAAAAAAAUUCCUUACAAAUAAAGCAUUUAUAAAACAGCACGAUAGCGCUAAGUCUCCAAAACUCGUUAGAAGUAAUUCUUUCAUAAAACACUUUGAAAACAAUGAGCCAGCAAAACUAGAUAAUAUUUCAAAAAAUUGGUAUGAAAACAACGAAAAAGAAAAACCUGAAACAAGUUACAUUUUACAAAAACAACUUGCAAACAAUGAGCCAUUGAAAAUAAAUAAAAGUUAUACCUUGCCGAAUAAAUUCAAAAUCAGCGAUUCAGAUAAAUUAGAUAAAACGAAUAAAACUUUAAAAAUACUCUACGAUAACAAUGACUCAGCAAGCCAGAAACUAUACGAAAUAAAUAACAACUCAAGUGUUUAUGAAAGCAACGCUAAAAGUAUAGCUAAUAAUGUGGAGCAACAAUACCCAUCAUUUAAAACUCAAAACGCAUUCUUUUCUGAUGCAUCAUGCAAUAACACCUGGUUACAUCAAAUUUCGCCGGAUACAAAACGGACCAACGAAAACUAUACUACAGUCAAUAUUGGAAAAGUUACCAUUCCUAAAUAUUUAGAGGUUGAUACGUCAACAAGGUCAACAAGACCAACAACUCCAACGACAAAAACAGAUCCCCUAAAAACUCAAAUUACAGAUGAUUUAUUUGAAAUUAAAAUGAACUCAGCAAACACUGAUCCAUUAACUAACGAAAACGGUUUGGCAACAUCCAAACCCUCUACUCCUCGCAAACUUAGCUUAAGACUUAAACAGUUGUUUUCACCUACUCAAAAAAGAAAAGAAUCACUAUUUAGCUCUGAUGAAGAUAUAUCCCGUCGUAAAAAUAUAAAUAAAACAGGAGGGCUUGGUUUUCAAAGCAAGUCUCCAUUAAACAAGAGCGAGGAUGAUAUCUAUGAGAAUUUUAUUAGCAACGAAGAGUGGAAAGGAAUGAAAGACUCCUGGAAAUCAAGAGCAUGGAAUGCGUUCAACCCGGGUAGUUUACGAUCAAAAGACGAUCUAGAUAGCUUCUCUAUUAAAAAGCAACCAAAAAUUAGAAAGCCGUUAUCAAUAAAUACGUUUUCACAAAGAAUUCGUAAAGAUAAAUUGUCUGUGACAGAAAUUCCGAUUUCUUUUGUAAGCAAAAAUCAAGCAAAAAUAGACGCAAACGUAGAGUCGUUAAGUAUUAGAAAUAACAAAUAUAAAACAAAAUAACACAAAUAGUAAACUUUUUAGCAUUCUCAUGAAAAAUGAAAGUUAAUUAAAAAAUUGCUGUUUAUUCUUUAUUUGUAAAUCGAGUUUAGGAAAGUAACUAGU
Hydra vulgaris (swiftwater hydra) is the source of this 4339-nucleotide messenger RNA. RefSeq names its product metacaspase-2. Lineage: Eukaryota; Metazoa; Cnidaria; Hydrozoa; Anthoathecata; Hydridae. The record is from RefSeq and is a predicted model, not a curated record.